This is a messenger RNA of Enterobius vermicularis (human pinworm), 594 nucleotides long. The record is from the annotation of a GenBank genome assembly. NCBI's taxonomy places the organism in Eukaryota, Metazoa, Nematoda, Chromadorea, Rhabditida, Oxyuridae.
AUGUCAGUGAAAGUCCAAAUUGGAGCACCAGCCCCAAACUUCACGACAGAAGGUGUAGUAGAUGGAAGCUUCAAGAAAAUCUCUUUAUCUGAUUAUAAAGGGAAAUGGGUGGUCCUCUUCUUCUAUCCCCUGGACUUCACCUUUGUCUGCCCUACGGAAAUUAUCGCCUUUUCGGACCGUAUUGAAGAAUUCCGGAAGCUCAAUGUUCAACCGAUUGCAGCAUCUACAGAUUCUAAGUUCUCUCACUUGGCUUGGAUAGAGCGACCUCGCACUGACGGCGGGUUAGGCAAAAUGAACAUCCCAGUUAUUGAAGACACUAACCAUUCAAUAAGUAGGGCGUAUGGAGUUCUUAAGGAAGAUGAAGGAGUGGCAUAUCGUGGCCUUUUUAUCAUUGACCCUCGAGGUGUCCUCCGUCAAAUAACUAUUAAUGACAUGCCCGUUGGGCGGUCUGUCGAUGAAACCAUCCGACUUGUCCAAGCGUUCCAAUAUGUUGAAGAACACGGCGAGGUAUGUCCUGCCGGUUGGAAGCCAGGAAGUGCAACAAUCAAACCUGACGUACAACAAAGCAAAGAGUAUUUCAGGAAGAGUAAUUAA